This is a messenger RNA of Pseudozyma flocculosa PF-1, 2496 nucleotides long. RefSeq lists its product as uncharacterized. NCBI's taxonomy places the organism in Eukaryota, Fungi, Basidiomycota, Ustilaginomycetes, Ustilaginales, Ustilaginaceae. The coding region runs from base 1 to 2496 and encodes 831 amino acids. The record is from RefSeq and is a predicted model, not a curated record. The transcript has 2 exons.
AUGGCGCACUCCUACGCCUUCCAGCAGCCUCUGCGACCCUCGGACUCGCCCUCGUCGUUUCCCAUCGACCAUGCCCUCCUCAACCCGCGCUUCGAGUCGUACAGGCUCGUCGAUGACGGCACCAACGGCGGCUCAGCACCCGUAUCAGUCGAGCCUCUACCACUGCCAAGCACUCCGCUGAGCCUACGACAGUCGUCCGACGGCAGGAUGCUCGGAUACAAGCAGGCAAAGGAACGCGCGCUCCACAGCUUCCUCGUCCCCGCUCGCCUCUCGAGUCCCGCCGACCCCGCCCGCCGUCAAGAGCCCGUCGCAGGCUACAUCGACGUCAACGGAUUCGUCAUCCUCCUCUGCCUCACCGCACCCGCUACGGGGAAGGCUGGCGGCGAGGGCAGGACCAAGCUCGUAGGCCACCCGGUCCACCGCAUCGAACUCGAUCCUCAACGAGGCGCUCUGGGCCAACCCAGCUCGCUUCCCUCCAUGCUCUCCCUCUCUCCAACCAGAUGGAUCGUCUCCGAUGGCAGUGGAAUGCUGUUCGAUGUCAGGAUCGAGCCCACAGAACAGCCGGGGGGACAAGUGCGAUGGGCAAGCAAGACGACAUCGACCUUGACCAUCAAGUCCGACGACGACGACGUCCCCAUCCCCUUCGGCCUCAUCACCGCCGAAGCUGAUGGCGAUGGCAUCCGUGUGCUGACUCAAAGCUGCCGUAGGGAGGUCCAGCCCGCCUCUACGCCGGCCACGCAACGAGGCGGCCUAGGAUUCGCAUCGGCCUCGGCGCCGGGCUCGUCAGCCACGCCAUCCGGAUCCUCAUCCAAGACCGUGUUUGACGUCCGGUGCAUCCUCCUCGACGGCGGCUCCGACCAGGAUGAGGCUGCUCUACCGGAAGGCGCUCAGAGCGGCCCGGAGGCCAUGCAAUCUCAUAAGAUCGCCUUCCGCCCCCGCAUGCCCCCGCACUACUCUUGGGCCCAGACGACCGACACGCUGACGGUCGCCUUCAGUCUCCCUGCCGACAUCGCCAAGGCCGACAUCCGAGUGCACUUCUCGCUUAAAGGCAUCAGCCUCUCUCUUGCCGAUGACCAGCCUCGCAUCGUCGAGCUCAGCGUCAAAGAGUCUGAGCCGCCCGCAGGUGCCACGCAAGCGGACGACAAGGUCACCGACGAUCCGCUCCAGCACGCCGCCGACCUCAUCCGCAGCGGACGCUACCUGUCCCGUGCACUCUGGGGCGACAUCGACCCUACGGGCAGCGUCUGGACAUGGGAGCGUGUCAUCGGCCACGCGGGCGUGCUCAAGGGCAACCCGAUGGGGGUGCUGACGCUCCAUCUCGAGAAAAAGCACGAGGGCACACGCUGGACCCAGGUCUUUGCCGACCGACGCCAGCCGCGGCCUAAAGCGGGCGGGAUCGCGACAGGCCGAUCGGAAUGGGAGCAUGUCUCGAAAAAGACCAAGCUGAGCUUCCGCGAGGCGCGCGAGAGGGCGGCCAAGGUGGCACGGGGCGAGACCGACGAGGUCGGCGAGGUGCAGGCGGAGGGUAUGGACGAGGACGAGAUGGAAGAGGAGGAGCAGGUCGUCGAACACGAAGCACUGCGCGAGCGCAACGACGAGAAGCGAGAGAUCGAGCAAGAGGACGACGACGAGGACGAUGAAGACGACGUGCCAGAGACGCUCGAUCCCUCGGAGCUCAUCAACAUGCUGGAAGGGAUGGAAAAGUACACGACCGACGAGGACCAGCUGGAGGUCGGUGGAGCCGGACCGGGUAUCGACAGGACGCAACUCGCCGACCAACCCAGCCUGCUGAGGGACGGCCUCGAGGAGGAAGAUGACAACGUCGGGCGCGCCCUCGUGCUCAGCUGGAUCAUCGAGGAUCAUCACGACACCCCGCACGGCGACCCCGUGGACAUCCGGGUCGACCGUCUGGACAGAGAUGCACAGGAGAAGCGCAUGCUCCUCGCACUGCCCAUGCCGACAGCCGAGGCGGUUGGAUCCGCUGCGCCCGAGGCGAUCGCAGUCAAGAACGAUCUCGACGGCGCAGUCUUUGCCCCUCCCCCCGCCAGCAAAGGCCCCGCUCCGUGGCAGCACGUUGACACGCUGCCGGCCCUCGCAUUCGUGCUGGCAUCGAAGAGGGACGCCCACCGCGUCUUUGUCCGCCACGAUCGCGUUGGCCGGUCAAGGGCCCUCGGCGGGCACCUCUAUUGUUCUGCGGCACUGGCCUUUGAGAGCGCGCCCCAGAUCGGUCUCGAUGCAGCCGCCGCAGCGGGCCACGAGGUGGUGGGCGAUGCGGGCAACCUGUUCGUCUACUACUCGUCGACGCCGGCCGAGGGCGCGGAGAGGAAGCACGGCAAGUCGAGGGUGAUCCGCCUCGGCGGUGGACAGCAAGCUUCGGGAGCGCUCCUCGGCGUCGUGGCGGUGCCGACCAUCGGUGGCGAAGGGGAUCAGGGCCAGGGCGAGGAUAUCCUGUGCCUCUGCGAGAGGAGCCUGCUCGUCGUCCGCAACGUGCUCUGA